This is a messenger RNA of Xenopus laevis (African clawed frog), 1933 nucleotides long. RefSeq names its product inhibin subunit beta C S homeolog (gene inhbc.S). Gene Ontology annotation, molecular function: cytokine activity; growth factor activity; hormone activity. Gene Ontology annotation, cellular component: extracellular region. NCBI's taxonomy places the organism in Eukaryota, Metazoa, Chordata, Amphibia, Anura, Pipidae. The record is from RefSeq and is a predicted model, not a curated record. The coding region runs from base 619 to 1722 and encodes 367 amino acids. The transcript is spliced from 2 exons.
CCAACUGAAUGGCAAUGCCAAGGGGAAGGGCAGCCUGUAUUUAACACCCAAUGAGUGCAGAGCUGCUAUGAGAGGAGAGUGCAGUAUAUAGGGCAGUGUAACAAGUAGUGUAGGGUGGCUGAAAUUCACUGGACUUUCAAGCUAUCCUCAGAGUUAUCAAUCUGUAUGGCUGAAUGACAAGGACUCAUUACCAAAAUACAGCAGGAUUAUUACCAAACUCCCAGUGUUCCACUGCAUUCUACUUGUGUGCCCCCUGUUAUCUCUGUGCCACUCUAUUGUUUUGUGGUACCACUCACAUACUGUGAGUGACAUAGCUGUGCAUAGACCCAUCUUUCCAAAGCCUCUCCUAUUAACAACCAGUGCAAUGUGGGCUCAGUUGCUCUCUGUGAUAAUGCAUCUCUGACCUGUCAUUUGACAGUGGAAGCUAAUCCCAGCCUCGGUAGCCACAUGACAGUUAAUGCUGGACCAGAUCACUCUUAAAAGCAGGAUGCUGGCUUUGCAGAACCCAGAGCUAAGUAGCCUCUGAGAAACUGAAUCUGAGAGGGAUUGGAGCGAGAGGAACAUACUGCUUUAUCAUUGCACAUCUUUGCAGAUCACCACUCCUCUGUUUCUGUUCCGAUGGCUCCUAGGUUCCAAAAAGAAGGCAUUUGUGUUUAUUUACUCACCCUGCUGGGUGCCUGGGCAGCAUCUACUCAGGGAUUGACCAAGAAAAAUCAAUGUCCAUCCUGUGGAGUGCAAGACAAGGAGGUAAUGAUGGAGCUGGCCAAGCAGCAGAUCCUGCAGAAACUCCACCUCAAGGAAAGACCCAACAUCACCCACCCAGUCCCUCGAGGGGCUGUAGCCAAUGCUCUGAGAAGGCUGCACCUUAACAAGCCCAGAAUGGAAGGGCUAUUUGGAUCUAUGAAUUGGGACAGUAAUACAGAAAAUCCUGACACAGACCAGCAGAGUUAUGAGAUCAUCAGCUUUGCAGAAACUGAAUACAACAAUGAAAGCAGUAUUACACUGAACUUCCAGUUUACGAGAGACAAGGAGCAAACUGCACAUGUUCUACAAGCCCACCUGUGGCUUUUCCUCAAGGCAAAUAGGACAAGCCAGUUAAAUGAAACUAUUAGAUUAUACCUGGUCCAAGAAGCUAAUUCUCAGCGUAUACUGAUCAGUGAAAAAAUAAUUGACCCAAGAUGGACUGGUUGGCAAACUUUCUCUAUGAAGUCAAUGCUCCAGUCUUUCUUUGAUGGAGGAAAUAAGAGCUUACAACUGGAAUUGAACUGUGAUGGAUGCCUAGAUGUUCCAGUUUUAGUUAAUCCCAAUGAUUCCCAUCAGCCUUUUCUUGUAGCACAAGCCAAAGUACAUGAAAGAAGUCACCAUGCUACAAAAAGAAGUCUUAACUGUGAUCAGAACUCCAAUCUGUGCUGUAGGAAAGACUAUUAUGUAGACUUCAAGGAUAUCGGGUGGAAUGAUUGGAUUAUAAAACCAGAGGGAUAUCAGAUAAACUAUUGCAUGGGUCUUUGCCCAAUGCAUAUCGCUGGAGCCCCAGGUAUGGCAGCCUCAUUCCACACCACGGUCUUCAAUCUCAUCAAGGCCAACAAUAUCCAGACAACAGUGAACUCUUGCUGUGUCCCUACCAAAAGGCGCCCUUUGUCCAUUCUUUAUUUUGACAGAAAUAACAACAUUCUCAAGACUGACAUUGCCGAUAUGAUUGUAGAAGCCUGUGGAUGUAGCUAGGGGGCUGCAUAGGUUUUGGACCUUUAAGUUAAAAAGAGAGAAGCUGGCUUCUGUCUUUAUUAUUUGCUUGAAGAUAGGAGAAGAACAUGUGAAAAAAGUGAUGCCACAAUUACUUACCAAAUUCAUGAGAAUCACUUCAUGGUUUUACAACACUAACAAGAUCACCCUCUCUAAACUGAUCUAGGGGGCUGAAGCACAAAAUUGUCCAGCA